AUGCGGCCCUUCUAUGGCCUCAUCGCAAUCGAAUUUUGUCUGACCGUCGCAUUGCUCACGUUCACGGGCAUCGCAGCGCCGAACUUAUAUCGGACGAAGCUCUGGCAGGACGGUGCAGACAAUGGUUUCAACUCAAGUCCAGUCGCUGGGCUAUACGCAGCUGCCAAUUACCGGCCCUACACCACGCCUAGAUGCUGGUCGCAAUUUAUCACGAACUACAACCUCGUCGUCGCCGUUCUUUCGAUGUUCUUGAUGCUCGUGAAGGGCACUACGUUUAUGCUUCAUGUCCUGCCUCCAAUUGUUUCGACCAUCCUACACGCCAUCCUCAUAGCACUAUAUUCCGUGGCUGCAGCGUUUCAAGCCAGCUCAGAUACCACCGACCCGCGCCGACCACAAAAUGGACCUCCAUGGUAUAUCACUAAGAACUGUUCUGUGGCGCACGACAAGACUUUAGUCGGGUACUGCCAGCAGGCGAAAGCCACAUUUGCAUGUUUCGUUGCGAUGUUGGGAGUUUUCACCUUCUACUUCGGACUCUCAUUAUGGUCGUGCUUUCCCUCAAAGGCACACAGAUUAGAGUAUGAAGAGAAGCAAAGAGCGAAGAAGCUACGUUGGGCACACCUGGACGAGCCUGAUCCAAGAUCUGCCGAUUCAGACUACGCUGUGCCAGACACACCCGGUGUUCAGCUGGGCAUGAAUCCCGUCACACCUAGGACUUUGGCAUUUAAUAAGCUCGGCGGUACGAGGGACCUCCCUCUGCGUGCCAGGGACACUUCUGACACUAGGACGUCGACGUUUGCAUUGAGAAGUCCUGGCAUUUUGAGAACACCAAUGCACCUACGGUCCCCGAGGGAGAACAAGGAAGUUGCAGUUGUUACGUCGGAGCCAUCAGCCUCGCCAGACCCGGAAGCUCAAAUGUAUUUUCCUCCACCACCGAAGGAGAGCAUCGGGAGAGGCAGAUGA
Molecule: messenger RNA, 960 nt
Organism: Lithohypha guttulata
Lineage: Eukaryota; Fungi; Ascomycota; Eurotiomycetes; Chaetothyriales; Trichomeriaceae
Exons: 2
Coding region: 1-960 (319 amino acids)
Source: RefSeq, a predicted model, not a curated record